This is a messenger RNA of Xyrauchen texanus (razorback sucker), 2870 nucleotides long. It is a transcript of the gene sgpp2, whose product is annotated as sphingosine-1-phosphate phosphatase 2. The record is from RefSeq and is a predicted model, not a curated record. Bases 461 to 1717 code for a protein of 418 amino acids. The transcript is spliced from 5 exons. Gene Ontology annotation, biological process: sphingosine metabolic process; phospholipid dephosphorylation. Gene Ontology annotation, molecular function: sphingosine-1-phosphate phosphatase activity. NCBI's taxonomy places the organism in Eukaryota, Metazoa, Chordata, Actinopteri, Cypriniformes, Catostomidae. Gene Ontology annotation, cellular component: endoplasmic reticulum membrane.
UUGUUCUUAAUAGGGGCAUCUUCCCCUACUAUACUGGAUAAGUUACAUUUUGAGUUGAACUUUCAAUAAUAACAGGUUAUUAAUAACAGCUUUGAGGAGCAUAUUGGUCAGAGGGAUAUGUAAAAAUAAUCUUAUGAGAAGUUCAAUCUUAUGGUAGGUUCAUUUUGAAAUCAUUAGUAUUGAUUAUUCACACAUAAAUCAUAAAUGAAAUCAUUCUCAACAACAUGAGGAUUAUGAUAGACUUGGGACAGACUCUGCUGUUAAACAGUAAGCAGGUUCUGUUCCCUAGGUGAAUGUGUCAGCCAAUCAAAAACAGAGAAAAGCCCAUACGUCAGCACCCGGCCCGGGCAACAAAGCACACGCGUUCACACUCUUGUCACCUGCAGCGGUACACACCUGUGCGCGUGGGUUGGGCUGGGUGCGGAAGCGCGCGGCCCCAGAGCUCAAACAGCGCGCGGCCAUGUGGGGGGUCAUCGCGUACCUGAACAGCCCCGAGCUGGUGGCCGCUUUCCAGCGAUGUUGUGGCCUGAUUCCGAGAGAGGCAUCCUCGUAUGUUACUCAAAACGGACUCGUAAACGCGAAUGGUUCCGAUGUGGACGGUUUGGUCAAGAUUCACCGGCGCAAAGCGCAGCAAAUGAGGAACGGGAUGUCACGCGCACAGGACAGUAACUUCAACUAUAAAUGCAUCAGUUCACAAUAUGACAACAAAGUCGGAGAGCAUCCUGGGCCUCAUUAUGAGGUGAAGAACUGGCUUUUCUAUUUUCUGUUUGUGUCGUCAGCCACUCUGGGACAUGAAGUCUUCUACAUCACCUUCCUGCCCUGCAUCCACUGGAACCUCGACCCGUUCCUGUGCAGACGCCUCGUCAACGUCUGGGCUGUGGUGAUGUAUAUUGGGCAGGUAAUGAAGGAUAUUUUAAAGCUGCCUCGUCCUUCAGCUCCUCCUGUGGUCAAACUGGAGACGCGCGUGGAUGCAGAGUACGGAAUGCCGUCCACACAUGCCAUGGCAGCAACAGCCAUCUCCUUUACAUUACUUCUCAGUGCUCAGGAGAGAGUGAAGUUCUACUUCGAAUUGGGAUUGAUUGUGGCCGUGGUUCUGUCUACACUGGUAUGUCUGAGUCGUCUUUAUACCGGCAUGCACUCUGCUCUGGAUGUGAUCUGCGGAGCUUUAAUUUCAGCCUUCAUCAUGGCUGUAUCAUACCCUUACUGGGGAACCUUUGACUUCCUGCAGCUUCACAGCCCAUUCUCCCCUGUAGUGGCGUUGGUUGUGCCCCUCUUCCUGUGUUACAAUUACCCAGAGUUAGACCAUUACAGCACCACACGGGGGGACACCACCAUUAUUUUGGGAGUCGGGGCGGGCUGCUCAGUCGGUUACUGGGUGAAUGAGAGAUUGGGCCUGACCUUUGACCUGUCCGGACCUCUUCCAGUGACCCUGCCACCUCUGACCCAUGUGGCCUUUGGUCUUGGUGUCGCACGGUUCCUGAUUGGGGUGGGAUUUCUGGUAUUGACCCGACAGACAGUGCGAUGGGCGAGCCUGCGGGUGUUCUGCUGGGUUUACGGAGUGUCUGCGAGUGAUGUCCAAGCUUGCAGGAGGAAAGAGAUCGAAGUGCCAUACAAGUUCUGCACGUACACAGCCAUCGGACUGGUCAAUAGUAUCAUAGUGAACCGAGUGUUUGUAAUGAUGGGACUGUGGGAUUUGGGAAAUAGGAUUUCUGUCUAAUUUCACUGAGACAGAAAUCUGUUUACAGACAUGUUACUUGCACUGUCUCAUCGUUUGAAGGGAAUUCCAUUUCAUAAACCUGUUUAGCUUUAAAUUGUAGCACUAAACAGAAUUUGUAAAACCUAGCACUGUAAGCACACCAAAUUUAAAUCAGUUUGAAAAUGUAAUUUUGGGAAUGCUGUUUACAUUGAUCUUGAGACAGCUGAGCUUAGAAAAUGCUUGAAAAUGCAUUGAUUUCACAAGGUUUACAUACACCAGAAUGCAGUUUUUCUCCACCAGAAACAGCGUUUUGAAAGGUUAUAAUUUGAUAAAAGCACUAACAUUAAUACUUCUGCUAAAACUUGUGUAAUUUUAGAGCUAUGAAGUUGUUUAAUUUUUGUGCGACCUUCGGGACAUUUUUGUUUUUUUUUUAUCAUUUUUGCUGUGUUAAUGCCAAUGGCAUAACUUUUGCCAAAGGUGUGUAUUUUUGGGGGAAUUUUGAUAUUUCAAAUUCAGUUCCUAUAAAACAUCUAUAAUACAUGGUGUACACAAAAUAGUUGCACUCAGGACCUUAAGGACAAAAAUGUCCCCAUUGAAGUCAUUAAAACUACAAUAUUUGAUCCCAGUGCCAUUAAAGCCUAAAAUCAUGAAUUCUAUGAUAUUAUGCUUUCAUUCUGGAGCCCUGGCUUCAAAAUUAUUUUUUUUUUAUAUUUUCCACCAGAUGGCGCCAUUUUUCUUAUGUUUAGCCUAUGGAGCAAAUACAUGCUUUUUCCCUAUUUUCUGUUUGUUGUAUUAUAGAGCACUGCAGGACAAUUGAAUAGGACAAUUGUAUGGUUGGUAUGGAUAUCAGAGUGUUUUGUAUGUGUAUAUUGAGAAAUGUGUGUGUGUGUGUUUAAAAAACAAACAGUGGCAUUAUGUAAACAAACUGGCAUUUAAAAGAUUAUAGUCCUGAAAAUGAAUUAAUAUUUGGUAGUUAUGAUCAGGACUGAUGUUGGAUAAAAUCUAAGUCAGUGAAAGUGGAAAAUAAUAUUAAUAUCUAAUAUUUUUAUAGCAGUUUUUUUUAUGCUAACAUUUUUGUCCUCUACGGUCCUGAGUGAGUUUUUUUUUUUUUUUUUUUUUUUUAAAUCUGACACUGCACAAAAAAUUAAAAUGCAUCAAAAUCAAUAUUGUUGCU